Messenger RNA from Arachis ipaensis, 1068 nucleotides. The record is from RefSeq and is a predicted model, not a curated record. NCBI's taxonomy places the organism in Eukaryota, Viridiplantae, Streptophyta, Magnoliopsida, Fabales, Fabaceae.
AUGGCAGACAUGAGCAGGGGCAAGUUUGCUAGGCUGUGCGUUGAAGUUGAUCUAACCAAACCAUUACUGGGGAGAUAUCUAAUAAAUGGUAGGGAGUACCACAUUGAAUAUGAGGGUAUCCACCAUAUUUGUUUCACCUAUGGAAGAGUAGAUCAUGAUCAACAACACUAUCCAAACAAUAAGAGAAAGGAAGAAACAACAAAAAAGCAACAAGAGAAUCAAAGUGCUGAAGCUAUUACAGGUGUACAACAAGAAAACAACAGUAAAAAACAACAAGACAUGCAAAAAGAGAAAGCUAGCACAAGCAAGAAUGACACAGGAAAGCAAGUAAUUACUGAGAAUAAUAGUAGUUUUGGGGAAUGGAUGGUGGUCCAGAGGCUAAAAAGAGGAAAGAAAGGACAAAAAGAAGAUGUUAUCAGAAACAGAGAGGAAACAAGUAGACAAAGAGAAGUCCCACAAAUAAAAAGAAACCAAGGCAGAUUUGGCGUGCUACAUAUAGAGGAAAAUCCAAAAGCCCAAGGGCAAGGAAUUGAAGAACAAAGAGAACAAGAGAAAGACACACAAGGAAAAAGAGAGAAGGAACAACAAAACAAAAGCAAGGCAAAAGCACAAUUAGAACAAAAACAAAGUAAAAAGAGCAGUCAGCCUGCUCAAAAAGUAAAGGCCAAACAAAACAACACCAAGAACACAGAAAAGCAAGAACAAAGAAAUCAAGAACCAGAGCAAAAUCAAAAGAAAACAGGAGAACAAAGAGAGUCUACUACAAUGCAAAUUGAAAGGGUGAACCAUAACCACCAUGAAGAGAAUUGGAUGGAGGCAAAAUUGUCAACUCCAUCGUUCAUGGAGGAAGGGAUUGAACCUUCUAACCAAAACCAACAAAAGGAAGGAAGAUCCCCUGACCUUAUGGAAGCGGACAUAAUAGAAAAAGAAGAUAUAGUGAUGGAUUCCUUGGAAAAGGAGCCAAGCAUGAGGCUAAUUGAAGGGGUUGGACUACACCACACCAGAUAUGAGUAUAUUAGAGGAUGUAGACAUGCAGAUGCAUUGAUCUGCUCCAUGCUUUCUCUUUAG